Molecule: messenger RNA, 1631 nt
Organism: Quercus robur (English oak)
Lineage: Eukaryota; Viridiplantae; Streptophyta; Magnoliopsida; Fagales; Fagaceae
Product: probable RNA 3'-terminal phosphate cyclase-like protein
Exons: 4
Coding region: 160-1296 (378 amino acids)
Biological process (GO): endonucleolytic cleavage of tricistronic rRNA transcript (SSU-rRNA, 5.8S rRNA, LSU-rRNA); ribosome biogenesis
Cellular component (GO): nucleolus
Molecular function (GO): RNA endonuclease activity
Source: RefSeq, a predicted model, not a curated record
ACACCCACCAAAACCAAUUCCGCUAACAUACACUGUCACCAACCUUGGAGCGAAACGGGGUUUAGGGUUUUAGGUUUUAUACUUUGUUUGUGCGGCUGAGCAGAGCAGAACCAGAACCAGAACCAAAGAAAGAGAGAGAGAGAAGAGCUAAAACCCAAAAUGGGAAAACUUCAAUACAAGAAGAUGAAGGGAAGCUCGAACCUGAGACAAAGGCUAGUCCUUGCGACUCUCUCAUCAACACCUCUUCUGAUCGAAGACAUUCGAGCCGAACACACACUCCCAGGUCUCCACCCCCACGAAAUCUCCUUCCUCCGAUUGCUCGAGAAGCUCUGCGACGAUUGCUCUCUCAUCAUCAACGAAACCGGCACCAAGCUCAAGUACCAACCGGGAACUAUAAUGGGUGGGACCCACGAUCUUGUCCAUGAUUGUGCGCUCACCCGCUCCAUCUCCUAUUACUUGGAGCCUCUGCUUGUGCUCGCCUUGUUCUCCAAGAAACCUCUGACCAUAACGCUUAGAGGAAUUACCAACGAUUCUAAGGACCCUUCUGUGGAUACUUUUCGUUCCACCACUUUGCAGCUUUUGAAGCGUUUUGGGGUUCCCUCUGAAGGGUUGGACCUUAGAAUAGUGAGCCGUGGCUCUGCUCCUCUUGGUGGUGGUGAAGUUAUUUUGUCCAUUCCGAGUGUUCAUUGUUUAAAUGCAGUGAACUUGACAGAUGUGGGAAUGGUUAAGAGGAUUAGAGGAGUUGCGUAUUCAACCAGGGUGUCUUUCCAGUUUGACAAUUCCAUGAUACAUUCAGCUCGCGGUAUCUUUAAUCGAUUUAUCCCAGAUGUUUACAUCUUUUCUGAUCACAAAAAAGGCCCAGCAGCUGGAAACUCACCAGGUUAUGGAAUUUCACUGGUUGCUGAAACGAAUGAAGGUUGCUAUAUCUCUGCUGAUACUGCUAUUUCUUAUGGACGGACAGAAGAAACUGGUGAAAUUGAAGAUGAGAAGAAAGAGUUGACGCCUCCAGAGGAGGUUGGCGAGCAAAUUGCUUCUGUUCUACUUGGGGAGAUUGAGCAAGGAGGAGUAGUUGAUUCGACACACCAGGGUUUGUUAUUCAUUCUUUGUGCACUAUGUCCACAAGAUGUUUCAAAGGUUCGAGUAGGAAAGCUCUCACCAUAUGGAAUAGAAACACUCAGACAUAUCAGAGAUUUUCUUGGUGUUAAAUUUGUUAUUAAGCCAGAUCCAUCCACAGAGACAGUUAUACUUAAGUGUGUUGGUUGCGGCUUGAAGAACCUUUCUAGAAAGGCCUCAUGAUGACAAACAUGCAAGUGAGCAAUUUCUAAUAUCAGCGAUAAGUCUCCUGUAAGUCAAAGUGUUAUCAAAGGCCCCCAUACGCAUAGAGUAGGAAAGAAUUUGGCACGGCUUCAUAUGUUGUUUUGACUUGUAAACAUAAUGGUAACAUGUAAACAGCAAUACAUGGUGAGAGGUUUUGGUGCUGUUCCAUCAUGUUCCAAACAAAUUACUCUUUAUUGGAAAUCCUCCUUAAAUGAAUGUCUGUGGCACAUGUUAUAAAUUUCAGUUGUCAAAGGUGAUGAGGAAUAGCGCCCCUGUAACCCUACUAGUACAUGGAUGGUUAAUUAUUGGUGUGA